Molecule: messenger RNA, 1434 nt
Organism: Schizophyllum commune H4-8
Lineage: Eukaryota; Fungi; Basidiomycota; Agaricomycetes; Agaricales; Schizophyllaceae
Exons: 2
Coding region: 1-1434 (477 amino acids)
Source: RefSeq, a predicted model, not a curated record
AUGAUCCCCGACCCCCCGAAGUUCAUCUUGCUCUCCGUCAAACGCACUCUUGAAUUCGAGAGUUCGCAGCUCAUUGUUGGACCAAACCCCCGUCGCUCGAAGCUAUACAACGAUAUCCUCGUCAAUCUCGACGUCGACGUCAUUCCAACUGAAAGGCCGUUCGGAAGACCGCAGUGGCUCGCCAUCGCCAACGCUCUGGAAAGCAUUUCUGCCCUCGCCUUCUUGAUCAUGUAUACCAAGGACGGAUACAAAGCGCCACCAACAGCUCACCGACGCUUCAUCCAUGAUACCCUGCCUCUUGUAUGGAAAUGGCUCGUCUUCCUACAUCCGGAUUCGGCCUACUUCGACGAAGACGAGCUGCGCGAGGCAACCAUCCGCUAUGGAUGGACCCGCUACGCCGUUCGCGCGAAGGACUGGGUGCUUGUCAUGAUCGCGACGUACUACAACUUUAUGACGCGCCCUACUGAAGGUGGACCGGCCAUCCUGGCCAUGCCCGACGCAGCCUCCCAUAUCUUCAACCUCUGGUACUCUCGCAUGGUCCGCUUCCGCCCAGACGAGCCAUCCGAUCACCCGACAGCGGAGCUCCUGCAAGCGCUCACCAAUUUGCUCUUCAAAAACAUUCCUUUGGCAAUCCGACUCAAGGAAGAAGUGAUCUACAGCAAGGGCGAAGCGGCCAUCCGCAAAAUCAUGCGGCGCCUGCGCGAUAAUCUGUGCAUGGAGAACCCGGAAUUCCUCGAACUGGGCAACCUCGUCGAACUUCUGCUAGGGAUGGCGCAUGCUGAGGACAUCCGACCGCUUCUGCGUCCUAUGCUCUGGCUUGCUGUCCCAUUCAUGGAGAUGAUGCAUCACCCUGGCGCCGCGACGUUCCACAUGAGCUACAUAGUGGCAGGGGGCCUCACCGACGAUUCAUGCAUUGCCUUCCUCACGAACGGCUUUUCCAUGCUCGACCGCCUUUCGUCCCAGUUCCGCACCGUCGACGAUAGCAUCCGGAUCAUCCGCGCAGGGCUGUUGCGUCCGGUCUUUCAUUACAUGCAGAGGUAUAACGUGCCCGACGAGAAGGUCUGCAUUGCAACGCAAGCCUGCAACUAUAUCAUCGGGCCUGCUCUCCAUUUUCGAUCGGGUUUGAAGGCGGUCUCGGAAGCUCUUGACUAUGAUCAUCUCCCAAGGCAAGUGGAAGGAGGGUCCCCGGGACGAGACGCAUGGAACACAAUGUGCUUGCUCGUGGAAGAACGAUUGAACUGGGUCGAGGACUUCGCCAGACAGACCCUGACGCUUCAACAUUGUCACAAUGCAUCAGGGAACGGCAAGGACUCCGGCGAUGCCCAUGCGGUGGCGCGUAUUAUUGCUCGCAAACCUGCCAACGAGAAGAUUGGCCACGGCACAAGGCCGACUGCGACUCCGGUGCGCCUCUAUUUUCGACAUUUUCUCCUCUGA